Messenger RNA from Panthera uncia (snow leopard), 6155 nucleotides. It is a transcript of the gene ZNF473, whose product is annotated as zinc finger protein 473. Gene Ontology annotation, biological process: regulation of DNA-templated transcription. The transcript is spliced from 3 exons. Lineage: Eukaryota; Metazoa; Chordata; Mammalia; Carnivora; Felidae. Bases 1093 to 3738 code for a protein of 881 amino acids. The record is from RefSeq and is a predicted model, not a curated record.
GGUUCUGGGGAUUAGAAUGUGGAUGUCUUUGGGGAACCAUGAUGUCUAAGGUUUAAAAGGGUAUCUCGAACUUAACCUGUACCAAACCAGACUCACACCGUGCCCCAAACCUGCUUCUCCCCUGUCUCAGGCAGCGGCAGCUGUGUCCUUCCAGUGCUCAGGCUAAAACUUACAGACGUCUGGGCUCCUCUCUGUCUUUCGCUACAUUUGCUCUCUUGGGAGAUGUUGUCCCCAGCAGUGUCAAAAUGUCCACAUCUGGGGGCACCUGGGUGGCUCAGUCGGUUGAGCGUCCAGCUUUGGCUCAGGUCAUGAUCUCGCGGUCUGGGAGUUCGAGCCUCACGUCAGGCUCUAUGCUGACAGCUCAGAGCCUGGAGCCUGCUUGCGAUUCUGUGUCUCCCUCUCUCUCUGCCCCUCCCCUACUUGUGCGCACGCGCUCUCUCUCUUUCUCUCCCUCUGUCAAAAAUAAAUAAACGUUUAAAAAAGAAUGGCCACAUCUCACCUUUUCACACCCCUUCCAUCCCUGUUCUCCUUUCUCGCCUGAAUCAUGGAAUUCACCUUUUUCCUCGUCUCUCUGCCUCUGCCUUUCCACCUUUUAUGUUUUUCCACGUAGUGGCCAGAGGAGGAUCCUGGUUAGAAUAUGCUUAAUCAGUUUGCUUACUUUUUUAGGAAUAUUUGUACUGUAAAAUCAAGCACAAACGUAGAAACCCACGGUGGGUUUCUGUUACGUGCAGAUCUCUGCUGUGUGUGUUUGAAAAUUUCCAUAGUAAAAACUUAAAAUCUUGAAUGAACGCUAAAAAGCAAAAGCCAAAGUAAGUAGAUUUUAGGAACAGGCCGACGUGCAUUUAAGUCCUGCCUGUGUGACCCUAAGGGGAACGCACGUCCCCUCUCCGAAACUCCAUAUCUUGCCUACAAAAUAUGGGGAUGCCCGGUGUCCUAUGUCUCAGGGCUCCCACGAGAUGAUUUUUGUCAAAGACCUAGUACAUGGAGGGCAGGGUGCCUCAAGUGAGCUGUCGGGUCCAUCGCUGACCCCAGUCCCAUGGUCACUGACAGUGUAUUACAUUUCAGGAAUUUGUGACCCGCAGGGAUGUAGCCAUGGACUUCACCUUGGAGGACUGGGAGCAGCUGGGGCUGGACCAGGGGGACCUGUUCUGGGACACGGCGCUGGACAACUACCAGAACCUUUUCCUGCUGAACCCCUGCAAACCCAAACUGACCUCCUGUCCAGAUGGUGGCGAAGAGCUGGAGGCCGUGGUCAGAGAAAGCCCAGAAUCAGAGGGCCUUGCUCCUUAUGUCUCGCCGCGGGGAACGGGAGACACCUGCACUUACCCUCUCUCGGACAUGGCCGAGGUCAAGAACUGCCCUCUGGCACAAGACUUCUUGGAGGAAGGACUCUCCCAGGAGAUCAUGGAGACUUUGUCCAAGGAUGGCCUCGGGAACUCCAGUCUGGGGAAAGCCUAUGUAGGUGAGAGUUGGUUAGACAGUUUGCUAGGAGAUCCAGAAAGCCUUCUGAAGCCUGACGUCGUUACCAACAAGGGAAGUCCCACAGAAUGCAGGAGUCGCGAACUCCAGAGAGACCUCGGUCCUGAGCCCCUCCUUUCCGUGAGGGAGGAUUCUGUGAUGCGUGAUCUUCCUGAAAAGAGCCCAGCUAAGUCUCGGGAACGUGGGAAAGACUUUGGCUGUGACUUAGACCAGAGCCCGCAGGAUCCUGUCCAGGGAGGCGAGAAACUGUAUAAAUGUAGUGAAUGCGGGGAGAGCUUCAGUCAGAGUUACCAUCUCAUCCAGCACUGGAUUGUUCAUACUAGAGAGAAACCCGCCGUGCACGGAGAGUACGAGGAAGGUUGCAGCCAGAGGUCUUGCCUCUUUGUGCCCCUGACAACUCACACAGACUACAGAUCCUGUGCGUGUAACGAGGGCGGGAAAACCUGCACUCAGAGCACACACCUUCUGUGGCAUCAGCAAAUUCACACUGGAGAAGAACCACAUAAGAAUCAAGACAGCGACCCUCCGUCGGGUCUCAGCUUACAGCCUGCUGAGCACCAGAAACCCCAUACAGGUGAUGAGUCCUACAAAGGUAACGAGCGUGGCGAGGGUUUCAGCCAAACCUUUCACCUCACCCAGCAUCAGAAGACCCACACUCAGAAACGCUAUGAAUGUGCCAAAUGCAAGGCGACCUUCAACUUCAGCAAAUACCUCCUCCAACAUCAAAAAACCCAUGCUACGAAAACUACCUCUGAGCGUCAGGAAUGCGGGAAGGCCUUCGGGCAGAGCAUGCUGCUCGCCGAACACCAGUCCAUUCACACCGGAGAAAAGCCUUACGAGUGUGAUCAGUGUGGGAGGCCCUUCAGGAAUAUCUCGACCCUAAAGGUCCACCAGAGGGUUCACAGUGGAGAGAAGCCUUACAAAUGCAAUGAGUGUGGGAAAUCCUUCUACCGGAGCACUCACCUUAAUGAACAUCAGAGGAUUCACACCGGCUACAGGCCCUACAAGUGUCAUCAGUGCAUCAAGAGUUUCAGCCGGCCCUCCCACCUGAUUCGACACCAGUCUGUUCACGCCACAGGAAAGUCCUACUGCUGUGCCAGAUGCAAGAAGACCUUCAGCCAUAAUGAAUACCUUGUUCAACACCAGAAAAUGCAUGCUAUGGAGACCCUCCACGAGUGUCAGGAGUGUGGCGAGCGCUUCUUCUGCAGCUCGACCCUAGCAUGCCACCAGAGUGUCCACACCAGAGAAAAACAAGCACUUGGCGAGAGCGGGAGUAUCUUGAGUCAGGACUCAGAAUGGAGAGAACAUCCAGGGGUUGGCGAGAAGCACUUUAAGUGUAACAAAUGCGAGAAAACCUUCAGCUGCAGCAAAUAUCUGACUCAGCACGAGAGGGUUCACACCAGAGUGAAACCCUUUGAGUGUGACCAGUGUGGAAAAGCCUUUAGCAAAAGUACACAGCUCCUCCGCCACCAGAACAUCCACUCUCGAGUGAGGCCGUAUGAAUGUGGGGACUGUGGGAAGGCCUUCAUCCGCAGCACUUCCCUCGCCAAACAUCAGUCCACCCACAAGAGUGAGCACCCCUUUACAUGUAAUGAAUGUGGAAAGACCUUCAGCCAAAGUGCACACCUCUCAGAACAUCAGUUAACUCACACCGAGGAGGAGAAACUCUGUAAAUAUAGCAAGUGUGACAAAGCCCUUGCCCAAGGUAACUGCCUUACUCAGCAUCAGAGAACUCACGCCGGAAAGAAGUCCUUUGAGUGUGAUGAAUCCGGAAAAUCAUUCCAUUUGAGUUCGUGCCUUUCUAAGCAUCAGAGAGAUCACACAGGUGAGAAACCCCACAAAUGCAGUGACUGUGAGAAAACCUUCAGCCUGGGUGCUCAACUUCUUCAACACCGGAGAGUUCACACUGGAGAAAAGCCUUAUGUUUGUCAGAAAUGUGGGAAAGCUUUCAGCCAGAGCUCAUGCCUUUCCGUUCACCAGCGAGUUCACACUGGAGAAAAGCCUUAUGUUUGUCAGGAAUGCGGGAAAGCCUUCAGCCAGAGCUCGUGCCUUUCUGUUCACCGGAGGAUUCACACCGGGGAGAAGCCUUACGUGUGUGCUGAAUGUGGGAAAGCCUUUUCCCAGAAAGCAAAUCUGAUGCAGCAUGAGAGAGUUCACACUGGGGAGAAGCCUUAUGCCUGCAGGGUCUGUGGGAAAGCCUUUGGCCUCAGCGCCCAUCUCACUCAGCACCAGAGGGUUCACACCCAAGAGAAACCGUAGUAAUGUCAGUAUUGUCAGAAAGCCCUCUGAUGCAGGUCUCAGCAGACAUCAGCAAGCUCAUACUUGAAGGUCACAAGGAGUUACUUAGCAGUGACAAGUAGCAAUACCACAAGGUCCCAGCAGCAGCAACAGGGUCGCAGACAUCUAAACACAUUCGUCUGGGCCCUAAGGUUGAAACCACCGCACUGUAAGCUCCUCCGCCACGAAAUCGACACGUCUCUUUAUUAAUAAGGAGCAAUUAGAAAAUUUGCACACAUGAGUCUCAUGAAAACACAGUAGUGGAGAAGCUGUGUCGAAUGGCAGUUCAGCGGUAGACUUGAGCCAGUCGGCUGAGUUAAAUCCCGGCUCUGCCAUGUGCUAUCCGCGGGGAGAGCCAUGGGACUUCCUGGGGCCUCAGUGUCCUCACCUGUAAGAUUGGCACAAUAUGGUUACCUACCUCAGAAGGCUGUUGUGAGGAUAAAUGCAUGGAGAUAAAGGUGCACUUAGAACUGAGUGCCCAGCACAUAAUAAGUACUCACCAAAUGUGAGCUACAAGUACUCAUGAGAUACAACAAAUAUAUUAAAAAAAAAAAAAAAAGGAAGAGUUAGCAAUCCUCUAUUUACUGCAGUUAAUGUCCUUACUAAUACUAUGCACGGCUUUCAUUUUUAAAGUUUUUCUUCAAAAUGCCUCUGGUUAAAUUUGGUCCCCCAAACCCAGCACCUUGCUCUUUUCUUUAAAAAAAAAAGGGGGGGGCGGGGGCGGAGGGAGACGGGGUGCCUAGGUGGCUCAGUCGGUUGGGCGUCCGACUUUGGCGCAGGUCAUGAUCUCCCAAGUUCAUGGGUUGAGCCUCGUGUCGACCUCUGUGCUGACAGCUCAGAGCCUGGAGCCUGCUUCGGAUUCUGUGUCUCGCUUUCUGUCUGCCCCUCCCCUGCUUGCACUCUGUCUCUCUCAAAAAUAAAUAACCAUUAAAAAAAAUUUUUCAGUCUAACUUUUCCUUCCCUCUGCUCUGUCGCAGUAUUUUCUUGACUCACCCACAGAAGCCAACAAGAGCAUGUCAACUAACACCAAAUAGCUAGAACUUUCCACUCCUAACCUCCAGAAUGUCUCACUCAAAAGGACGUUCUCCCACAUAACACAUGCCACUUCUUCCUGUAAUUUUCUUCCCCCAUUUAAAGUUGGAUCUGUGGAAUGAGACCUAGUGUGUGGUGGGAGUUCCUCGUACUAGCAACCAUGGGAUUCAGUUGGGAAAGCUGCACUGGCUAUUGCCACGCGGUUCCCAGAAGAUGUGCUCGAUGGUGAAAACCGUGUAUGGAAACUACUGGCGGAAUGUUCCUCAUGCACCGUUUGUCCAAGAGCCAACCACUCACCAGGUGCUCUGCCAGGCUCCGGGGUGGGGAAUACCAACACGGCAAGCCCUGGUCUGGCUGUGAAACUUCUGGAAUCAAAGGGAAGCGGAUGGCCCCAUUUCCACAGAGAAGUACUGUUCAUUGACAAGUGACAUCCUGAAAUGCCACAUUCCCUCCUGUCACAGCAAGUUCUGGGACCGUGAAGGGUUGCUGGAGAGCCCAGGGAGGGCCCCAUCCUUCCUGCUGGAGCCCUCAAGUCGACGGGUCAACCUUGGCCGGGCCUGUUCUACAGCUAAGACACCAUAUGGAACCAUGUGCCCUCUUGAGGGCACCUCCUCAGCUCUGGGUUUUUGUGUGCCACCCACUGAGUGACCUCGUCACAUGUCUGCUGAAGCACAAAGAGAACUUUACGAAGACACUGACACUUUUGAUAUCAUUCAUAGUUUUGGUGCUAAAAAAGUUUAGGAGUAUGUGCUCUGAGUUCUUGAGUCUUUUGAACCUUGAGACUGGGGUGCCUGGGUGGUUCAGUCAGUUUAGCAUCUGACUUUGGCUCAGGUCAUGAUCUCAUGGUUCGUGAGUUCGAGUCUCAUAUCGGAUAAGCCCACACCCCACUUCUGCUGAGCUCGAGCCCCACUUUGGGUGAGCCCAGCAUCUCCCCUCCCCUGUUCUGCCCCUCGCUCACUUGUGCCCACUCUCUUUCAAAAAAAAAACAAAAAACCUUGCACUUUGAGUUCUGCUGGUUGGUUUUGUUGUUGAAACUGGGAACCUACAGGCUCGCCACUGGGCCCACACCACAGCAGGGAGCAUAUGGGUUUUCAAAGGGCCGAAACACUGAACUCCCUGCACCUGGUCCCUGCCCUCAGAUCGCUGUGUAGUCUGGGCGAGACCCGUCCUAUACCACAGGGCAGGCCAGAGGCGGGAAACGUGUUCAACGAGAGUUUUGACACCAAAGAUGGAGGUCAGAGGCCCUGCGGAAAAUUGGCAACGGGGUGGGCGGACUCUGUAACUACUGACCUGUGUAGCUGUGGGCCAGCGUAGAGAUGGCUUUUAUGUGUACGUGUUUGUUCGCCGAUUAAAGUUUUGAGUCUGUA